Molecule: messenger RNA, 1617 nt
Organism: Punica granatum (pomegranate)
Lineage: Eukaryota; Viridiplantae; Streptophyta; Magnoliopsida; Myrtales; Lythraceae
Source: RefSeq, a predicted model, not a curated record
GGGCAAAUUCGCCCCAUUCAAAUACAGACCUAACCCUAGAGAAAGACCCCAUCUUUCCCAUCUUCCAGCUCUCUCUCUCUCUCUCUCUCUCUCUCUCUCUCUCUCUCUCUCUAAUAUCAGAGGUUUUGGCUUCUUCGGCAGCUCUCGUCAAUGGAGGUCCGGUGUUGUUCAAUGAUGGUGAUUUACUAGAGGAAGCAGGUGAUGAUGGAUUACCUCUCGAGAAGGAAGGUGCGGACUUUAACAGAAGGAGAAAGUUGAGAUUUUUUUGGAGGAAUAACGAGAAAACUAAAGGGCAGCGACGGGAAGCUGGUGAAGCAUGGGAAAAGUAUUGCCCCCAGAGAGGGACUCCAAGAGGUUAAGGCAAAAGAGGCGAUCAAGAGGCUCGGGUAAUAAGUACCUGAAGCCAGGUGCACUUGCUCAGCUUCGAUAUAGCAAGCCACUGAGUACGAGAUCAUGCACUGACCUUGGGAAGAAAAGGGUGGCCGUGUUAGACGCCAAGAAGGGUGAGGAAAACUUGGUUAUUGAAGAUAAACCACUUGAUAGCACUCCCCUUAUGCUAUCCCCAGUGAGUCUAGUUAAACAAAGCAACGUGCUGCAAGAGGGUGCUGAGAAGGGUCUGGAUCAUGCAGUGAUUGAGAGUACUCCAAUCGAUAGAAGUCCUGUUUUCUCUUCGCCAAUUAAUUACAGUAAGCAGAAUAACUUGUUGAGGACGCCUAAGACACCUCGAUUUGAUGAUUGCGACACUGAGUCCAGGCUUGAGGCUCUCCCUAUGGAUUUGCUGGUGAAAAUUCUUUGUCACUUGCAUCAUGACCAAUUGAAAGCAGUCUUUCAUGUAUCCCAAAGAAUGAGGAGAGCUGUUCUGAUUGCUAGGCAGUUCCAUUUCAACUACACAACGCCAGAUCGCUCCCGCCAAGAAAUGUUAAGGAUGAUUACUCCUCGGCCAACUGAUCACUGGCCAUUUAAAAGCAGGGGAGAAGGUAAGGGAACUCCAUUGCGGAGUCCACUUGCUCCAAAAGCGCCGAGGCAGGGUCCACGCCCACCAUCCCGAAUUAAGAUCUCCGAGAUGCGCCAGAUCGCUGCUGUCCUUUUCCAGGAGAAAUCCACAUUCCCUUCUCGGUGCAUUGUCCCUUCUGUCCUCUCCAAGCCCUUGUGCAAGUCCCUUGCUUCCAAUCGAGCACUGUUCUAUGAGGAUGAAUUGUGCCAGGCAGUUGCCCAGAAUAAGCUCCGUUGAUUCAAUUAUUUUCCCAUGAUCUAGUGCAGUUUCUUAGCUGGCUGAAAAGAGAAUUGCGGUUUGUUUGGGUAAAAUAUGUAUAUAAAUUGGUUUUCCGUUUUCGUAUAGCUUGGUCGUUAGGAUUUCCUAGGAAGUCUUGCAGCCUUUGAUGGGACAGUGAGGUCAAUCUACCCUGCUAUGGCUGUGUUUCAGUAUGAUUUGAAGUUAUUAGGAUGAUAAGUCUCUGGUGGAGUCGGGAUGCUAUAUCGUGAACUGGUCACUUGUAUAUCUUCUUAUAUAUGUUGCUUAAAAGCGUGGUUUGCUCAUCUCGAGCAUUGUUCUCUAUCAAAUUUUGGUGCAGUAGUGAACUCUUCCAGCUCAUUGCAACACAGUGAGCGAUUCAACUC